AUGGCUAAACUUGCAAUUUUGAUAACCGUAGUAUUACUUAGUGUUUACCUUACAGAAGAAGCACAUUUCUUAAGUAAAGAUUAUGUAAAAAAAAUUAACAAAGUUGCUAAGACUUGGAAGGCUAAACAAAAUUUUCGUGAAAAUACUCCAAAAGAACUAAUCGUUCGGUUAUUAGGCUCUAAGCGUCUCUUAGACGUUUUUAAAAGUCCUAUCAAGAAAAAUGAUAAUUUAUACAUGGAUGAUAGUGAAGUUCCAGAAUUUUUCGACGCAAGAUCACAAUGGAAACAUUGCAAAACAAUUGGGAAAGUCCGUAACCAAGGAAAUUGUGGAUCCUGUUGGGCUCAUGGUACCACUGGAGCGUUUGCUGAUCGACUAUGCAUAGCGACGGAUGGAGAAGUCAAUGAACUCUUAUCCGCUGAAGAGCUGACAUUCUGCUGUAAGCGAUGUGGUGAUGGAUGUAAUGGAGGUUAUCCAUUGAAAGCUUGGAAAUAUUUCAAAAAACACGGCGUUGUCACCGGAGGCAACUACAACACUACCGAAGGAUGCCAACCGUACAAAGUACCACCUUGCGUGAGAGACGACGAGGGACAUAAUUCAUGCUCGGGACAGCCUACCGAACGUAAUCAUAAAUGUUCGAAGAAAUGUUAUGGUGACACAACAGUAGAUUAUAAAAAAGGGCAUUACAAAACGAAAGAUGCGUAUUAUCUCAGCAACACCAGUAUGCAGAAAGASACGAUGACGUAUGGACCCAUUGAAGCGACGUUCGAUGUUUACGAUGAUUUUCCGAAUUACGAAUCCGGAGUUUACCAAAGGACCGAAAAUGCAUCGUACCUAGGGGGACAUGCAGUUAAAAUGAUCGGAUGGGGCGUAGAGGAAGGUACACCGUAUUGGCUGAUGGUCAAUUCUUGGGGUGAAAAUUGGGGAGCCAAUGGGUUGUUUAAAAUACUUAGAGGCACAAAUGAAUGUGGAAUUGAAAGUUCGUGCACAGCAGGCGUGCCUUUGGUUUAAGACACCAACUAUUUUAUAGUGAAUGAAAAUACACAUUAAUACUAUUAGGUACUUACCUACUA
Diuraphis noxia (Russian wheat aphid) is the source of this 1070-nucleotide messenger RNA. Its product is annotated as cathepsin B-like cysteine proteinase 3. Gene Ontology annotation, molecular function: cysteine-type endopeptidase activity. Gene Ontology annotation, biological process: proteolysis; regulation of catalytic activity. The record is from RefSeq and is a predicted model, not a curated record. NCBI's taxonomy places the organism in Eukaryota, Metazoa, Arthropoda, Insecta, Hemiptera, Aphididae.